AUGGCAGCCUUGGGGCUGGAUCAAGUCUUGAAUUUGGCCCAGCAGUAUGGCGCCAGAGAUGCGUUGGAGCCAAGAGCACCAGCCGUAGCAGUCGCCAGGGGGGGGGGUCGCAGACCAGGUGGGGGAGGCCUGGGGCGGCACAACCGAGCCCGAGGUGCGGAGGCUAGACAAAGAGGGGCUCGCUGGGCAAGGAAGCAGAAACAACUUGUUUUGCAGAGCAAGUGCUUCAACAAGACCGGCCAUGCCCGAACAGCAGAUCAUCGGCUACCAAGCCAACAAGACUUGAGUCGGCAGAGUGUGGCAGGCAAAGGGAAAUGGAAGACUUGGACUCCAGAAGCGAUCUUGCGCGCAGGCUUUGGGCAGGAAACUGCAACUUAUAGGCAGAUAGCAAACGAAGUGGAGGGUGCUUCCUGCAGUCAGGCAAGGGCCGCUAGAUUUGCGUGCGCUGCCGCAGUGUGCAAGUCUCAGGCAGAGAGCUGUGAGAAAGUGGUGGCAGAGGCUUCAGAGGAACCCCUCAGAUUCUUCAUUCAAAAUUUGAUGUUUGACGAGUCAACCUUUGACCUGAGAGUCGGCAAGGAUGCCGCCAACAGUUGCUCUGUUCUGUGCUCGCACUCUCAAUGGACAAUGGGCUUUGCCCCCUCUUUGGAAAGUGCCAGGGACGCCGUCCGGGAUGAGCGCAUCGUCAUGGCAGGCCAACUUGCGAGAAAAUUGAUUUUGCCAUGGCAGCAGUAUCCUUGGUGUUUAUGGCCGCUGGCCUUGAAAGACGCAAGCCAAGAAGACCGCAGGUCAUGUGCUAAAGCUUUACUCAACAGUAAGCCUUGCUGUCUGGACAGCGGUUUUUCACAGCGGCUCAAGCGCAUACACCGCACAGAAGAAGAACUCUUGAACUCGCAGCUCCAAGUCUUUUUGCAAAAAGUUUUCGAACGUGUUGUGCCAACAUCAACUUUCAUUGAGCGGCGGUUCGCCCAGUUUGCCCAUUGGAGCGACCAGCAGCCCAAGCUUGGCACUUUGGCAGCCAAGCACGUGACUAGUUUCUGCAAGGGCGCUGCCCAGGCUUGGAAACAAAACCACCCGCAGCACCAGAAGCGAAAUCAUUUGUCUCGUCCUGACUGGGUAGAACAAAAGCAAGGAAGCCGAACCACAGGAUACAAUGUAUUUAUGUCUGAGUUCAGGAAGAACUAUUCAGCGCAGCAAGUGGCUGGAGAUGAAGGGAGGCAAACCUUUGUUCAAGAGGCUACAGCUGCUUGGAGAAGACUUUCUCCCGGAGAGAAAGCGCCUUACAGUUUCAAGGCGCGUGGGCUGAACAGUCUGCGCAGCAGAAGCUCCCAGAUGUCAGACAACGAGGCUGGCCCUGAAGGCCGAGAGACUGGCGGCUUGUGGAACACAUGCCUGCUGCAAGACAGAUGGCCGCUCCGAGUUGAUCUGUUGGAAGCUGCCAUGGGGGAAGGGAUUGUGGCUUUACGAAAGAUCUCAUCGGCUUGGGAAGAGGAGCAUGCAAUGCUGGUGGAGGCGGAAGAUGAUCUGCCAGAUGUGAGUGAUAACUUGUUUGCUGUGUGCCCGCAUGGUGGAUGUGAGGAGGAGCUGCAGGCAGCGCAGCGUCCAGUCUUUCGGGAAAUCCACGAUGACUUGGUCACUGCUGUCCGGGUGAUUGAGCCUUUGAAGCGGGACUUGUCUGCUCACCCUUUGGUUUUGGAAUGGCACUCAUUGUCAUUGCAGAAGAGAAGGUUUGCUGUGGUCGCUUUUCACAUCCGCAAGCCUCCUUGGGACAUGGUCCUUCUUGAGCUGGAGGAAGCCGGGGACUCCGAAGAGCUUCCUUUUUGCUUGGCAGUGCAGCUGGGCAGGCAAUCCAUUCAUUCUGACAUUGCAUUUUGCCAUGAGCUUGCCCGAGCCGCGUCUGACUGGGUCUUGUUUCGCUUGUCCAUUGGAGAUCUGACCGUGGACUAUGGCAUUUUCCAAGCCGCAGAGCGCAAGGAACUGAGCCGAUCCGAGUUGAGACAAGCUGCUGCUGAAAUGAAGCAAGUUAUGCUCGCAGCAAAAGCAGCCAAGCUUGCCCAAGGUUUGACCGCAAAUAAAAAAAGGAAAAGCAGAAACUCCAACAAACGAAAAAGCAAAGGCAAGCGGUCGCAGACCCUGGCUCCAGAUGUUUCGGACAUGGAGUGGAAUUCUGCCUCUGAAAGCGGGGGCUCCGCUUCUGACUUUGGGGCAGACACCGGCAGUGUUGCAGCGCCUGCUUCUUCGUCCGCUGGACCGGCUCGCAGGGGCUCAGCUUCAGACUUUGCGGCAGACACCAGCAGUGUUGCAGCGCCUGCUUCUUCGUCCGCUGGACCGGCUCGCUCUAAGCGUGUCAAGCAGUCUCGGUCCAUUCCCUGGGGUCCAUUCCAAAUCGCGCCGAUUGUUCCGGCCGCUGGCCACAGUGGUUGGGGAGCCAUCUGCGGACAGCAUUGCGACCGAGGAAACAGUUUGUCUUGCAAGAAAGCUAUGAACCGUGGGUCGCUGACCGAUGCGGAAUGCGUCUUGCGUUUGAAGAGGUGGCUCUUGGCAGGCCAUUCAGACCAGAACUGGCCAGUUCACAGGCGACGGUCGCACCAUGUAGAGCUGGGUGGGAAAGGUCUGCAAGAUUUCGCACAGGGAAUGUCUGAGGAAGCUAUGGAUGCUUUGGUCGCUUCCUGGUUUUGA
This is a messenger RNA of Cladocopium goreaui, 2676 nucleotides long. The record is from the annotation of a GenBank genome assembly. NCBI's taxonomy places the organism in Eukaryota, Dinophyceae, Suessiales, Symbiodiniaceae.